Messenger RNA from Haemonchus placei, 249 nucleotides. NCBI's taxonomy places the organism in Eukaryota, Metazoa, Nematoda, Chromadorea, Rhabditida, Trichostrongylidae. The record is from the annotation of a GenBank genome assembly.
AUGGUCUGUAUUCCUUGUAUAUUUCUACCAAUUCUGCUCGCUAUCUAUCUUAAAUUCAUCCAACCAUUCGUUUUCAGAUUNCUGCCAGAACGAUGGGUGACAUUUGUGGAUUCUAUUCUUUAUCCAACUUGUCCAGCUAGACCUCCCCCCACAGCAGAAAACCAAUCGGAUGUGAAAGGAAAAGAAGACUGUGGUUGUGAUAAUCGCGAAGCAGUCGAAGCUUCUGGAGAAAGCAAAAAGGAACUGUGA